AUGGAAGUUAGUAGAAAAAUAAUUGUGUGCUUAUUGAUGAUCAUCACAAUGGGGUAUUCCAUAACUGAAGGCAGAGAACCAAUGCUACAUAGGGUUGGAGGUGGAAGGUUUACUUGGAAACCAAAAGUUAACUUCACAAAUUGGACAAGUAAUGAGCGUUUCUACAAGGGUGAUUGGCUAUAUUUUGGUUUUGACAAGCACAUCCAUAAUGUUCUUGAAGUGAACAAAACAAAUUAUGAGAAAUGUAUUGACAGCGACUUCAUAAACAACAUUACAAGAGGAGGAAGAGAUGUUUUCCAACUACUAGAGGCAAGGUCAUAUUACUUCCUAUGUGGCAGAGGUUUUUGCUUCCAUGGAAUGAAGGUGGAAAUAAUUGUUGAACCACUUGCAGUUCCACUGUCUCCAACAAUGAACAACAAGGCCUACUCAUCAUUAAAAAUAAAUCGCAUUGAAUUAGUUAUAUAA
This is a messenger RNA of Cicer arietinum (chickpea), 465 nucleotides long. RefSeq names its product early nodulin-like protein 20. Lineage: Eukaryota; Viridiplantae; Streptophyta; Magnoliopsida; Fabales; Fabaceae. The record is from RefSeq and is a predicted model, not a curated record. Gene Ontology annotation, molecular function: electron transfer activity. Gene Ontology annotation, cellular component: plasma membrane.